ACAGUGCACACCAGAUAUAUCUGGUGAUGACUGCAAAGGGUGUCUUAAAAAGGCUAUAGCAGUGCUGCCCUUGUGUUGUGCUAUCAGCGUGGGAGGCAGAGUGCUCUCUCCAAGCUGUAAUAUUAGGUAUGAGCUCUACCGCUUCUACAAUACUGCAUCCCCUGCACCACCGCCUAUGACAAACUUACAUUCCUUCACCGGUGCUCCUCCUCCUAGUUCCACUAAAGGCAAAGGACGAAGACCCCCACGAGCAGUUUUUCCAAUUGCUGUCCCAUUAAUUGGGGUUGCUGUUGUGCUAUUUAUCAUGGCUUUAGUUUUCCUGAAAAGAAGAUUGCGGAAGAGUUAUGUUGCUAUGGCACUGGAAACAAGUGAUGGCGUUGCUGAUAUCUUCACUGCCGAAUCUUUACAGUAUAGCUUAACUGAAAUUCAAAUUGCCACAAAUAACUUCUCUGUGGAUAACAAAAUUGGCGAAGGUGGAUUUGGUCGUGUAUACAAGGGUGUACUUGGUAAUGGACAAGAAGUAGCUGUUAAAAGGCUGUCAAGGAGCUCAGUGCAAGGUGCAGAAGAAUUUAAAAAUGAAAUUGUAGUAGUCGCAAAGCUUCAACACAGAAAUCUAGUUCGGCUAUUGGGAUUUUGCCUGGAAGGAGAAGAAAAGAUACUCAUCUAUGAACUUGUUCCUAACAAAAGCCUUGACUACUUUCUCUUUGAUCCAGAAAAUAAACGAUCAUUGAACUGGUCAAGACGUUACAAUAUCAUUGGAGGUAUAGCAAAAGGACUUCUUUAUCUGCAUGAGGAUUCUCGUCUAAGAAUUGUUCAUCGCGAUCUCAAAGCAAGCAAUAUAUUAUUGGAUGGAAAUAUGAGCCCAAAGAUCGCAGAUUUUGGCAUGGCAAAGAUUUGUGGAGUUGAUCAAUCUGAAGGAAACACAAAUAGAAUUGCUGGGACAUUCGGUUACAUGGCUCCUGAAUAUAUGAGACGGGGCCAGUUUUCGAUAAAGUCAGAUGUAUUCAGUUUUGGGGUUGUUAUUUUAGAAAUGGUUACAGGCAAGAAGAAUAGUAGUUUCCAAAAAUCUGAAGAUUCUGAAGACCUCGUAAGCUAUGUUUGGAAGCAUUGGAGACGUGGCGAACCUUUAGCUCUUCUGGAUUCAAGUAUUGGAGAUUCUUUUGCCAAAAAUGAAGUCAUUCAAUGUGUCCAAUUAGGCUUACUAUGUGUUGAAGAAUAUGUCAGUAAAAGGCCUACAAUGGUUUCCGUGGUCAAUAUGCUCAAUAGUAGCUCUGUUACCCUACCAACUCCACAUCGUCCAGCAGUUUUCCGGAGCCAUGGAUCGGAAAGCAUUGUGGAAGAGCUGGAAGUUGAGCAACCUAAUACCGAAAGAAUUUCAAUUCCAAGCUCUGUAAAUGAGGCAUCAAUUACUGAACCAUACCCCAGAUAGGGGAAGAAAUAGGCCAAUUCUGGUUGGGAAUAUUGAGUGCAUCACCAGCACCACAUUGUA
Molecule: messenger RNA, 1489 nt
Organism: Coffea eugenioides
Lineage: Eukaryota; Viridiplantae; Streptophyta; Magnoliopsida; Gentianales; Rubiaceae
Product: cysteine-rich receptor-like protein kinase 10
Exons: 7
Coding region: 176-1429 (417 amino acids)
Biological process (GO): protein phosphorylation
Molecular function (GO): ATP binding; protein kinase activity
Source: RefSeq, a predicted model, not a curated record